AUGCUGGAACACUCAGCUAUGAUAGAAGCGCGUAGUCUCGAAAUAGAAGAGGUUUCGGAAACUCUAAAUGGCCUAGGCUAUGAUAUCCGGAAACUGAGCAUUAUUUAUCACUUGGGAUACUUCGACAAUGUCGAGCCUCUCAAUUUUACAAACUUUGCAACUCCCAAUGCAGGAGCAAGAAGUCCAUCAAGAAAGAGACGCCUUUGGAACGUCGUUGGGGGCAAGGACAAUCUCAGGUCUGGCCGCCAACUCUUCAUGAUACAUUGUUUCUGGGGACGCUGGCAAACCGCUCGAAAUCGCUCUUCACACCCCAGGCAGAAUAUUUAUGAUAAGUCUGACAAGGCUCAAACGUCGAAGUAUUUAAGCGAUCACCCGGUGGCAUCCUUGAGUGAUCAACUUCCACCCGGACAACUUCUCCUUCGCCUUGUCCGUUCCUCCUCUAUCUUUAAAUGGCGUUUCCGAGAUCUCCACUCUCGUACCAACGCCGUCGCGAUUCGCGGCAAAUCGACAGAAUUAAUAACAUUGUUGGUUUCCGGAAACACCCGGCCCAUAUCCACAGGGCGUGGCACAAGUCUGAAUGCAGGCAUCAUCGUUCGAAUUCCGAAGAAAUUCGACAAGACAAGAUCGCAGUGGCUCGGAGACGAAGAGCCCAUACCGUUUUCCAAGGCGGUUAAUGCCCCUGCAGUCAACCCUCAGGCUCGUCAAAAUCUGCACUACAAUAUUCUGCAGCAUAGACAAAGGCUCGACCUGACCACCCCAUCUUCAAGGAUUCUCCCACCCAGUGCUGCGAGCAAGCAUACCUCCAAAUGGAUGAACAUCACUGGCCUUACGGACUGGUUGACAACAAGCUUGUAUCAGCCCGUAUCUGUCCACUCGGAACAGCUCGAUCAGGCAAUCCAGCAACCUCCCUCGGCCACCAAUUUACCUAGGAAGUGCCCCCAUCGUGUAACAAGGAAGUUCACACUUAUGACGUCAUUGUGGCUCCAUAUCAGCAAGGCGUCUUGGCGGGGGCUGCGAUAUCCACCACACUAG
Messenger RNA from Histoplasma capsulatum G186AR, 1032 nucleotides. RefSeq lists its product as uncharacterized. The coding region runs from base 1 to 1032 and encodes 343 amino acids. The record is from RefSeq and is a predicted model, not a curated record. Lineage: Eukaryota; Fungi; Ascomycota; Eurotiomycetes; Onygenales; Ajellomycetaceae. The transcript has 7 exons.